GAAACAAAAAAUAUAAUAUACGCAUAAUGUAUUGUAUUUUUUGAAAGAUGAGUACACGUUUUGCAUCAAGGAAUAGAGUUUUGGAAAUCUUGAAAAAUUAUUUUUGUUGUUAAAGUUAAUAAGUAUUAAUGGAGUGUGCAAUAAAAGAGAAGAGUUGCAAAACUGUUGGAUCCAGUAACUUAAAUAUUAUUCAGCAAUAUUACAAAGAUGCUCUUAAGUCUGUUGCUGCUGGAUUAAAUCUAGAAGAAGGUUCUGAAAAAAUUAAUGAGGCUAUUGCUUCAUACAGAAAUGGUUUACGAUUUUGUGAAGCAGGAAUUAAUUUACCUUAUGCAGCAGAAAAUCUAAAUAAUGAAGAUAAGGAAAAGUAUAAAAAAGUAGUUGCCAGUUUGACCAGAAUAAGCGAGGAAAUAAAGGAACGUCUUGUGAUCCUCAAUAAUGAUGAGCGUGUCAUAGAUACAUCUUUUGAUGAAAUUAACAAUCUUCCUGUUGUUAAUGAAAUGAAUAGCAACCAUGAAAAAAAUAAAAUUUGUGAUAAACAAGAUGAUCUUUCAGUUGAUGAUUCUAAAGAUAAAACAUGGCAGGAUGUACAAGAGUUAUUACGAAUUGAUGAGGGUGUAAAUAUGCUACAUGUUGAUAAUAAAGGAUCAGUCAGCACUUGGAUGUUGCCUUGUAAUAUUGAGAUCUUUCAAAUAAUAAAACAGUCUAUAGAAAAAAUAUCACCAGCAGGUUUCAUUAAAUGUGGAGAUUGGAUCUACCCUUUGGAGCCUGGUAAAUCACCAGUUCUUAAAACAAAAAAGAAAACUUAUAUAUUUCCUGAUUUAAGUGAAUCUAGUCAGCAACAAGUUUCUGAAGCUUCUAGUCUUCCUUGCAUAGGUAUAAUUCUUUCUGAAAUUGUUCCAGAAAAACUUGUUAAAAGAUUUGAGAGGAUUUUGUCUUGUUAUUGUGAUUUUCGUGUUGAAAAACCAGUGCGUCCUCCUUUGCCAUCAAUUCAAUUAGGUGAAAAUCAAAUUGUUGCUCCAAGUGCACCAAGUGAAGAUCAGGUUGUUGUUCCAAGUGCACCUAGUGAAGAUGUUAUUGAAGAGAUAAUUGCAUCACCUGCAUUACCAUCAGAUGUUAUUCAAAAUAAAUGGCCAGACAGGAUUACUUCUGGAAUACGAAUUGGUUCACAAUGGAUUUCAUGGGGUUUUGUCAAAGGUGCAGAGUGUGCCACUUCUUUAGUAGAAAAAGGAGCACAAUCAUUACGAAAAAGAAUUAAACCUAACCAAGAGGUCACUUUAGUUGACCCAGAUCUUUCACGCAACAUGCGCCAUUUAUAUCAAGCUACUGGUUCUAUUGUACAAAUAAGCACUUUUUUGCUUUCAACACUUGGCGCCAUGACUGUUUUGCUGGGCAAAAAAUUGGCACCUCAUAUAGAGCAUCAUGGACAAAAACUUCUGCCAGCUAAUUAUCAAUAUGAAAGUAAUGAAAAAAACAAAAAAACAGUUGAAAAUGUCAAAAAAGUUGCCUCUGCAAGUUUAGAAGGGUUUGGCUUAAUAUUUUUGGCUCUUGAACAAGCUGGUGCGAACUUGUAUAAAGGAAUAUCUAUAGCAACUGUGCAAACACUUGAGCACAGGUAUGGUAAUGAAGUUGGAGAAAUAACCCAAGAUGCAAUGGGUGUUGCUGGAAACACAAUGCAGGCAUAUUGGAAUUUAAAGAAACUUGGUGCAAAAGCUGUUGCUAAGCGAGUCGUGAAAGAUACUGGAAAAGCUUGUGUUUUAGAUCACGGCGAUGUGCCUAAAUAAAGUAAUAAUAGUGCACUACGUGUUCAAAACGAUUAAUUAUGAAGCAUUUAGCAGGCUAUCAAUUGCUAAAUUGUAAUUGUAUUCAUCUUUGAACUAUUUAAUUUGGCUAUCAA
Hydra vulgaris (swiftwater hydra) is the source of this 1894-nucleotide messenger RNA. RefSeq names its product spartin. Gene Ontology annotation, cellular component: plasma membrane. The record is from RefSeq and is a predicted model, not a curated record. Lineage: Eukaryota; Metazoa; Cnidaria; Hydrozoa; Anthoathecata; Hydridae. Gene Ontology annotation, biological process: cell division.